CUCGGGUCCCAGCAUGCCAUGAACCUGCUGGCAGUAUGUCUGAGCACUGCUGAGAGGGCAGACACACUGUGCGUUAAAAGCUAUCUGUAUUGUGUUUUUAGUUGUAGAAAACAGUUAUUUAUCAUACAGUUGCUGUGUGAACCAAACUUGUAGGGCUUGGUCAAAGAUUUGCGUGCUCGUCAGGGAGGAAUGCGUCGGCACCACCUGCGUCGGUAAAACAGAAGAGAAAGACAACAACGUCGCGUCACCAUGGAUGGCUUGAGUGGUGCCCGAGUUUCGACAAACCGCAGGCUGUCUGUGGGGACAGUCUCCCCGGCUGAAAGCACUCCUGCGGGUAAAGUUUUAACCCACAGUCCCGUGAAAAAGCAAGCCGUGAAGAGACACCACCACAAACACAACCUGAAACACAGGUACGAGUUCCUGGAGACCCUGGGGAAAGGAACAUAUGGCAAGGUGAAGAAAGCCAAGGAAAGAUCUGGUAGACUGGUUGCCAUUAAGUCAAUCAGAAAGGAGAAGAUUAGGGAUGAGCAAGACCUGGUUCAUAUUCGCAGAGAGAUUGAGAUCAUGUCCACACUCUGCCAUCCGCACAUCAUCACCAUAUAUGAAGUAUUUGAAAACAAGGACAAAAUUGUGAUCGUGAUGGAGUAUGCCAGCCGAGGGGACCUUUAUGACUACAUCUGUGACAAGAGGAACAUCUCUGAACGGGAGGCCAGGCACUUCUUCAGACAGAUUGUGUCAGCUGUGCAUUACUGCCAUCAGAAUGGAAUAGUUCACCGGGACCUGAAACUGGAGAAUAUUUUACUAGAUGGCAACGGCAAUGUGAAGAUUGCUGACUUUGGCCUGUCUAACCUCUACCAUGGUGAUGAGUACCUGCAAACAUUUUGCGGCAGCCCUCUGUAUGCUUCGCCAGAGAUUGUCAAUGGACGUCCUUACCGUGGGCCAGAGGUAGACACUUGGUCUCUUGGCGUGCUGUUAUACACCAUGGUUCAUGGCACCAUGCCGUUUGAUGGACACAAUCAUAAGGCAUUGGUUCAGCAAAUCAGCACAGGAAACUACCGGAAACCCAACCACCCCUCUGAUGCAUGUGGGCUUAUCCGUUGGAUGCUUAUGGUAAAUCCUGAGCGCAGAGCCACAAUAGAGGAGAUUGCAGGACACUGGUGGCUCAACUGGGGCUACCAGCAGCCAAUACUGUGUGAGAAAAAGAGCAGUCCAGUAGACCAGGCUCCUUCGCCAGCCUCUCCAUCAUCACCACACCCUGCCGGGCUGGCUAGUGUUGCUAGUUGGCUGCGCCGUACAUCCAGGCCGUUACUGGAGAAUGGCUCCAAGAUGCGCUGUCUGCUGCGCUCGCAGGGAGGGGGAGGGGAUGUGGUCCGACAGCGUUCUCUGCGAAGGUCACGUAAGGAAAACAAUGUCUCUCAGACUGUUCAUGAAUCAAGCACAGACAGUCACCCCUCCAAGAGUAUUUUAAAGAGACGCAACAGUGUGAAGCAGAAGGCAAUGAGUGAAACCUCCACUGUGAGUUCAGUGGAGCCGCAGAACAUUUUGGGUUUGUCUACACCAGCCAAUAUCCCACCAGCUGCACAGCAGCCUCGUAAAGGUAUCCUGAAGAAAUCAACAGAGCAAGAGUCAGGCUACUAUUCAUCCUCUCCCGAGAAUAGUGACUCUGGCUGGGCACCACGUCCUAAAGAGUGCCCUUCAGCACCACCCUACAGGAAAGGCAUCUUAAAGCGCAACGGAAAGUUCUCCUCUGGUUGCCUGCAGGAGUUUGGCUCUCUGGACCAGCUGGCAACUUCUUUACCCCGCGGAGGAACCAGGUCAAGACCAAGCGGGGCCAUCAGUGAGGACAGCAUUCUGUCUUCUGAGUCCUUUGACCAGCUUGAUCUUCCCGACCGCGUUGGCCCCCCGAUACAAAUGGAUGAACCAGCAAAGCCUAGCAUGAGAGGAUGUGUCUCUGCUGACAACCUUCUUGACAUCUGUGACGACGGUAUUCUUCGGGAAGGGUCGCUAAGGCCGUGGAACUGCUACGAGUCUGGGGUGGCUGACAGUGCCUUUUCCAUCACAGACUGUGAUAAUGUAACAGAAGCCUACAAACAGGCCAUGGUCAUACGGGGAUCUGGAGCAAGCUGAAGAUUUGCUCUAAGUUAAGGACUCCGGUUGAAGACUUGUUUUUCAUUCCAGAUAUUGAGAGAACUGUUAACUACUGAUGACAUGGUAGCCAAAGUGCAUUAUAUGAAAUAACCAGCAGACUGUGGUGACAAAUACUUUGGCUGACUUCAGGACUGUGCAGAACCAAAAAGGGAGGAGGCUUCUUGUGAAACACCGCAUUGUGGCUUAGAUGGUGAUUAAUUAUUCUUGCUCAAUUUAGCUGGGAAUAUGACUUCUUGUAAAACAGGCUAAAAUAUCCAGAUUGCACAUUAUUUUUAAGAAAAUUACUACGACAGUGCAUUUCAGAGAUUCUCAGGAGAUAAAAGCUGCUUUCAGUCAAUCAGCUCUAAAAUAUAAAACAUGAAAGCUCAAUUUCAAAAGUGUAGUUAAUGCAAAAAGUCAUCAUGAAACCAAAACACUGGUCUUGGGCAUUGAAAGUAAUUGUGUUAUCAGUUUGCUCGUUAAAACAUAAACUGACACUGCUUUCACUCAAAGGACUAUUGUUUAAAUAUUGCAUAAGGAACAAAGCCAGGAACUUUCACUGUUGAUAAGACAGUCUGAGAAAGCGUUUAUGACAUAACAGCUCCUGGAUUCUUGCUUUGUCAGAGCAGAUCAUUUAUUAACUUUAUAUGCAUUUAGGAUUACCGCAAUAAUGCACAGUUUUAAUUCUUGGAUGUGUUCACACUUUGACUUCAGGAUGUGGAUUAAUGAUAUUUCAUGGAUACCAAAGACCAAAUGUGCUUAUGCUGAACUUUUGUUUCUUUUUGUAAUUGUGAGCAAAAAGUGCCAAUGUGAAUUUUGUUGGAAACAGGGACAUCAACUCUCAAAGAGUUUUUUUUUAUAACGAAUGUUUUUUUCCUAGCGAAGGCUUGUUCUAAUUUUGGAUAAUGACUUGAAUAAUAACUUUAAAACACAACUCACAUCAGGCAAAACCAGUAAAGCCUGCUUUUGUUUUGUAACAAGGUGAUGCAGGCGCCCAGGUGACCAUUCUCUUUGUAUGCAGGUGGUAGUCUCACAAUAAAGGUGGAGCUCGUUCACUUUAAAGCUUUGUGAAGGUCACAUGUGGAAAUUUGAAAACCAGCGUGUUUUGAAAGUAAACAAUAAGCCCAAGUGAAUACUGCCUGCUGUGUUUUAUGAGGCGCACACCUGCUUAAUAUGUAACCUCUCAGGUGAAUUUUCAAAAUCAGUCAUGGGGCUUAGAGGUGUUAAACGUGGCAUUUUAAUUGAAAUCAUCUACAUAACUGGAGUGAAAUAGUAUUUAACACAGCCGGAUUGUUUCACCCUGGGUGCCCAAAUUGUAAAUGAAAUUUAAAGGAAAACGAAAAAUAGGAAUACUGAUGUUAAUAAUUGAUUAAGUAUGACAAGAACAUGUGUACCAUUUGUGUAUAUAUAUUUGGUUGAUUUCCUAAUCCUGCUAAAUGAAAUACCUCCUGCUGGUCAGAGACGGGUACAUCUGUAUGUUGUGUGAUACUUCAUGCUGCACUAUGAGGUUCCUUAAUUGGAUUGGCAUGCUUGGCAUUACAUUACAGCAUCAAGCUAGUGCUUGGGGAGAGUACUUUAUCGAAACUUGAUGAGCAUAACAUUUUGUCAUCAGCUGUAAUUAGCAUUGAGGUUUGUAAGAAGAGUUUCACUUGACAAGAGACUGCCAAAUAAUGCUGUUUGUGACUGGAAUUAAUUUUUGUUGGCACUCUGUCUGUAUUCAGCAGUUAAAGGCUUGUUUUGUGUACAGGGAUCAUUUUCUGAUUUCAACUGGAAGUUCUCGUCAUUUCUAAUCUGUCAUGGACUACUGAUCAUGUUUGUCACACAGAGGGAAUAAUGCAGUAAUCCUUUUGGAACAUACGUCUAAGAUUAUAUUGGUUUCAUGUUUUUGAAAACAUAAUGUGCAUUUUUGGUAUUUCAUAUAUUUUUUCUACAUCUUGUCCAGUAAGCUGCAGGUGUGCUGGCUCUAUUGAUGUUUUUGCUUCUUUGACAGCACCUGAAACCAUGGUUGCCAAAGUGACUGGCUUAAUAUUUCUAUAACUGUGGGAUUUUGCCAUGCUGUUGUGUGACUGGGAAGUAAAUCAAUAAAAAAACAACCAAAACUUAA
Notolabrus celidotus (New Zealand spotty) is the source of this 4231-nucleotide messenger RNA. It is a transcript of the gene nuak2, whose product is annotated as NUAK family, SNF1-like kinase, 2. The record is from RefSeq and is a predicted model, not a curated record. NCBI's taxonomy places the organism in Eukaryota, Metazoa, Chordata, Actinopteri, Labriformes, Labridae. Gene Ontology annotation, biological process: protein phosphorylation; intracellular signal transduction; microtubule cytoskeleton organization. Gene Ontology annotation, cellular component: cytoplasm. The transcript is spliced from 6 exons. The coding region runs from base 250 to 2127 and encodes 625 amino acids. Gene Ontology annotation, molecular function: tau-protein kinase activity; protein serine/threonine kinase activity; ATP binding.